GAAAAUUUCAAAAAAUACUAAACGCGAGUGAGAUAUUCGAAACAACUUUGUUGAAAAGUAAUUCAAAAACAAAAUACAACUCCAACAGAAUUGAAGAGUAACUUCAGGAACCCAAAAAGCCCAAUCCACAACGGGCCCAGAAAUUUGAUAGACCCCUUGGAUGCACAUCAUAAGGAAGCCAAAAUAAUUACAGUAGCCAAGGAAAGUCGUAAAAAGAAGAAGAAGAAGCGAAUCACGGACUCUUUACAAGAAACUCGUUUGCUGCAACCAUAACAAAACCAAAGCAAACAAAACAAAUCAAGUUGGGGGCCAACAUUAAGAUCCCAUAAAAGACUGAGCGGAAGUGAGCAAUAGUGUGUGUGUUGAGGUGUAAGAUAGAGUAGAGAGACACCCUGAACAUGGCACCGCCGCAUCAAAAGCGGCCCAGCAUAACCAACUGGUUCUCCUCGUUGCGUCGUCCGCCCAAGAACAAAAAGAAUGGUGGCGGCGGCGGCAUCAUUGGCAGCAGCGGCAGUUUUGGCAACAAGCCGCAGUUGCAGCGCAGUUGUUUCGAUUUGUCGUCGUCAGCCACAGCGACAGCGAUAGACUCAAAUGUAGUCGUGUCCAACAGUCGCAGCAGCAGCACCUUCUACAUAGCCCAGCCUCAGCCAAAGUCGACGUCGACGCCGCCAGCGGAAGCAACAACACCUGUCGCUGAAGACGAUGAUCGUCGACGCUUGAUACGCGAUGACAGCGGCAGCAGCAGCGUCUCUCAGCUGUGUGCGCGCUGCUUCUGCAAUUUGGGCAGCAGCCGCUCCGUCAGUGACUCGCCACCGCCCACAACUAAGCACCAACAACAACAAGCCUGUGCCGGCAAGCCACCGCCCAAGCCCCGAUCUCCCUCCCUGACCCCCUAUACAAGCGUGGCCAGCUACAAUUCCGCUGAGAUUCCUGCAGUUUCCACACUCACCUCCGAGACUGUGACCGCCAGCGAUGUGAGUCGAACGGCAGAACUGAUACGUUUGCCUUCCACUGAGCCGCACACACAACUCCUUUGCAAGCGUGCCGAGCAAACGAAUAGGACGACGACAACAACAACGCACACCAUGAUUAUCUCGCGGCCAGUGGAGCUGCUCCUCAACGAACGCGGCGAGAUUAUUUCCAGACGGCCCCAACAAUUGACGCGCAAUCGACGCUCCAACUCGCUGGGCUGUGUGCUGGACGAAGAAGAAGUUGGAGGCGGGGGCAUAGAUAACGGUGCAUUGGAAAUAGAUACCGAUGGUGGACAAAGCUCGGUGCUGAGCUCCCCCUUGUCCACCGGAGAGGAGGGGGAGUCGAAUGACUUGCGUUUCAUUGACGACAGCUCGAAUUCUCAGAGCGAAUCCGAACGCAAUUCAGUGAACAACAACAAUAACAACAACAAUAAUAGUAAUAAUCAUAAUAACAACAACACAAACAAUAGCAAUAGCAAGAAAAAUCACAACCAAAACGACAACAACAAUCACAUGAAUCUCUGCGACAUUUGUCGCACGGUCAUUGAGCGGAAUCGCAACAAUGCCGAGCAGAGCGCAAAUGUUGUCAUUUUGAGGAGACCGCAACAACAACAACAACAGCAGCAAAUCAAAGAUGAACUGUGCGAGGUUGUUUCCGAAAUGGAGGCACUCGAUGUGCCAGAAGACUGCAAGCAUUCCAACAAGGAUAAACAAAUGUCGAUUGGACGUAAAAAGUUUAACAUGGAUCCGAAGAAAGGUAUCGAAUAUCUUGUAGAGAAUCGACUAUUGCUCCAUAAUGCCCAGGAUGUGGCGCAGUUUCUCCACAAGGGGGAAGGACUCAAUAAAACGGCAAUAGGCGAUUACCUCGGCGAGAAGAACGAUUUCAAUGAGAAUGUGCUGAAGAAAUUUGUGGAGCUGCACGACUUCACGAACCUCAUACUGGUGCAGGCUUUAAGACAAUUCCUGUGGUCGUUUCGGUUGCCCGGCGAGGCGCAAAAGAUCGAUCGGAUGAUGGAAUGCUUUGCUCAGCGCUACUGCCAAUUGAAUCCGGACAUAUUCACCAACACGGAUACCUGCUAUGUGCUCAGUUUUGCGAUUAUAAUGCUCAACACAUCGCUGCACAAUCCAUCGGUCAAAGACAAACCCACCGUUGAGCAAUUCAUCUCAAUGAAUCGUGGCAUUAACAACGGCGGCGAUUUGGCCCGUGGUCUCCUCGAAUCCCUCUACGAAUCCAUUCGCACCGAGCCAUUCAAAAUACCCCAGGACGAUGGCAAUGAUCUGAUGCACACAUUUUUCAAUCCGGACAAAGAGGGCUGGCUCUGGAAGCAGGGUGGAAGAUACAAAUCGUGGAAGAGACGCUGGUUCAUAUUGAACGACAAUUGCCUGUAUUAUUUUGAAUAUACCACAGAUAAGGAGCCUAGAGGCAUCAUACCGCUGGAGAAUAUAUCGGUGCGUGAGAUCCAUGAUCGCAGCAAGCCGCAUUGCUUUGAGCUCUUUGCGACUGGCGGCGCUGACAUAAUCAAGGCAUGCAAGACUGAUUCGGAGGGCAAGGUUGUUGAAGGAAAACACACCGUUUAUCGCAUGUCUGCCGCAACGGAGGAGGACCAGCAGGAGUGGAUAAAGCGCUUGACGCAGUCAAUAUCCCAUAAUCCCUUCUAUGAUAUCCUAGUUCAAAGGAAGAAAAAGGCGCUGAGCAAAAGUUAAUAUUAGGCAGCAUGCGUUAGAGGAGACGCGCCUUCCAGGAUCUCAGUGAAGCACUUCAACAGUGUGUGUGUGUGUGUGUGUGCGUGUGCAUGUGUGUGUCUGUGUGUAUUGCCCGCCGCAAUCUUAACCUCACUCUUGUCGUCUAUCUAAUAGUAUACGUAUUCAUAUCCCUGGAAACAUCAUUUGUUCGCAGCCUGUUGUUGUUCGUUCAAUGUGUAACUUAUACUCAAAUCUUCAUCACACGCAGACGCACAUUAUUAUGUAAAAAUUGUCUCUAUUGUUGUGAUAUAAUUUAUUUACGUUAAGCAUUAAAAUACGAGAAACCUAUGUAAGGGGCAUCCCCCAAAAAGAGAAAUAUAAACAUGAAAAACUCUCCAUUAGUGCAAAUUAUACUUUUCAGUUACUUACAUCAUACAUAUUAUAUAAUAUAUGUCUUAAACUUA
Molecule: messenger RNA, 3118 nt
Organism: Scaptodrosophila lebanonensis
Lineage: Eukaryota; Metazoa; Arthropoda; Insecta; Diptera; Drosophilidae
Gene: step
Product: cytohesin-1
Exons: 9
Coding region: 399-2675 (758 amino acids)
Biological process (GO): regulation of ARF protein signal transduction
Molecular function (GO): guanyl-nucleotide exchange factor activity
Source: RefSeq, a predicted model, not a curated record